GAGGCCGAGGAGGAAGCGGAACCCGCAUCCAGGACCCCGCUUCGUCUCCCUCCGCCGCGGUCCGGGCCUAAGCGGGAGCUGCGGGGCCGGCGGUAGCGGGCGGUCGGGGACGGCACGGAGGCGGGGGGAGACGGCGGCGAGGCCCGGGGCUUGCUGGCCGCGGCCCGCGGAGGAAGAGGAGCCCGCGGGCGGGGCGGCCCAGUUCCUGGAGGGCUCCGCCUGGGCGCGGGCGGCAGAGGAGCGGGAGAGCAGGAUGGCGGCGUCGGCCCUAUACGCCUGCACCAAGUGCACGCAGCGCUACCCGUUCGAGGAGCUCUCGCAGGGCCAGCAGCUCUGCAAGGUCGGUGGGCGCCGGGCGCUGCACGCCCUCCGCCUCCUCCACCCCGGGGCCGCAGUGUUCCCAGGGCCGGGGCAUCAGGAAUGUCGGAUCGCACAUCCUAUUGUAAAGUGUACUUACUGCAGAUCAGAAUUUCAACAAGAAAGCAAAACUAACACAAUUUGUAAGAAGUGUGCUCAAAAUGUCAAGCAGUUUGGAACACCCAAGCCUUGUCAGUACUGUAACAUAAUUGCAGCUUUUAUCGGUACCAAGUGUCAGCGUUGUACAAAUUCAGAAAAAAAGUAUGGACCACCUCAGGCCUGUGAGCAGUGCAAGCAGCAGUGCGCUUUUGAUCGGAAGGAGGAAGGAAGAAGGAAAGUUGAUGGAAAGUUAUUGUGCUGGCUCUGUACUUUAUCAUACAAGAGAGUUUUACAGAAGACAAAAGAACAAAGGAAAAGUUUGGGAUCUUCACAUUCGAAUUCUUCAUCUUCAUCUCUUACUGAGAAAGACCAGCAUCAUUCAAAACACCAUCACCACCACCACCACCACCACCACCACCACCGUCACAGCAGUGGCCAUCACAAAAUCAGCAAUCUAAGUCCUGAGCAAGAGCAGGGACUGUGGAAACAGAGCCAUAAAUCCUCUGCAGCAAUUCAGAAUGAAACUCCAAAGAAAAAGCCCAAAUUGGAAUCUAAGCCAUCUAAUGGAGAUAGUAGCUCUAUAAAUCAGUCAGCAGAUAGUGGGGGAACAGACAAUUUUGUCCUUAUAAGCCAACUGAAAGAAGAAGUGAUGUCACUUAAGCGUCUCUUACAGCAAAGAGACCAGACCAUUUUAGAAAAAGAUAAAAAGUUAACUGAGCUGAAGGCAGACUUCCAAUACCAAGAGUCAAAUUUGAGAGCAAAGAUGAACAGUAUGGAGAAAGCUCACAAAGAAACCGUGGAACAACUUCAGGCCAAAAACAGAGAACUACUCAAACAGGUUGCAGCGUUGUCAAAGGGUAAAAAGUUUGACAAAAGUGGAAGCGUACUAACCUCUCCUUGAAAGUAAUUGGUCAGUGUUUCUGUUACAGUGUAAAUCUGGAGGGCAAUUCUGUGAAGCCCUUAAAUUCUGUGUAGUGGAAAAUAUUUUUACACACCGACAGAAUCGGUGUGUUUCCUAUUCACUUUUGUAACUGAUACACAGCAUUUUUUAAGUUGUGAAACAUGCAGAUAAAACUUCAACUGGUUUGGAGUAACUUUUUAAUUAUUUGAUAUCCAGAAACUUUUUUGCUACAAUAGUAUUAAGUGGCUGUAAGGGAGCGUGAAGCAUGCGCUGUCCGGAGCGUAGCAGGCAAUAAUAGAGGUGGUUUUCAGUCAGAGCAGCAGGGCUUGUGUUGUUUUGUCUUUCGUUCAACACUAUGCUAAUUUCAGAUAAAUAGUUUUCAAUUUAGAAAUAUAAAACUUUUAAGCAAGAAAACGGCGAACACUGGUUUUCUGGGAUUGUAUUUUUACUUCACAUCAACAUGAAUUUAGGAGAGAGUCAUGGUGCUUUUAUUAAAAGAACUUCAGAGUAUAUGUAAAUAUGUUUUUAAAAGUUACAUCACUAACAUUAGUAAAAUAACAUUUUCAUUAUUAUAGGAAUUCAUGUUUAGUGUACAGUAUCAAGGUAAAAUGUUUGUGUUUUGUAAAAACUGUAGAUUUUUACUUACAAGUGCCUUUUUGCCGCCUAAUGUUUUUAUUUAUAGGAAUGCUGAUCUUUUGUACAUAUGAUUUGUUUAAAAAUCAUGUUAAUAGAUGUUUGUAUAUAAGUGCAUAUGUACAGACCUAUUUCAAUAAGAAAUCAAAAUUGUUACACAUGAGGUUGCAUAUAAGAGCUGACUGGUAAUGCAUAUAGACUCAAAAUAAUUUUGUGGUUUGUGUCUAUGUAAUAAGGGGAGCUAUUGAUCAUUGAAUUCAUUUUAAUUAUGUUCAAGUACUUUCCUAAAGAGUUAAUUUUAACUCAGUUUUGAUAGAGUAAUUUUAUUUUUUAUGUUAUGUGGCUUCAUGUUUAUAUUUUGUGAGUUACGUGCUUUGCUUUAUUUUUUAUAUAAAUUUUCUUUAAAAUGUAUAAUGUUUCUGUGAGGGCCGUGUAUCUGCUUUCCUUACACUGUGUGACUAAGUUAAUAUUUAUGUACACCAUACUUUGUAAAUUUAAUACAAAUCUGAAAAAUUAAAUAACUUUAUAAUCAAAUUUGUGCUUAUGUCUGAAUAAAUUGGAAUCUGUAAGAUUCAGGCACUAUUUAUAUGUAAUUUGUCUCAAAAUAUAAAAUUGUCUUUAUAAAAGUUUUAUAUAGUGUGGGAUAGACUAUAUGAAGUUAUGGAUUAUAUUCUGAACUGGUUUUCAGCCAGUAAUCAAAACUGAUCUCUGUUCACUAUCAGUUCAGACCUUUAGUUUAAUUUUGAAAUCUCAGGCAUUGUUAGAAACACUGUAUAUAUAGAAUUCUUUCCCUUAGGAAUAUAUGGGCAGAUAAAUGUUACAAGUAAAUUGUUAAAUUCAUCAGUUUCGAAGGUUUUGAUUUUAGACAGAUGAUUUGAUCUUCACAUCAAAGAUUAGCAUUCUCAAGAGCACUUGAUAAUUGUAAUAAUUCUGAAUAUUAUUCGUGUCUUAUUAGACUUCUUAUAAUUGUUUAUUACAAAUGAUAAAGAAUCUGCCCAAUUUGGAAACAUGUAGUUUAGGGUAAUUUUCAGUAGUAAGAUUAAAUCAGUUGGAUUUGGAAAAAAUAGUUUAUUUUUUAUGAUAGCCUCAUACAGAUAAUCUUAAAUUCACUUCUCUCAUUCCGUGGCAGAUAGCGCCUUAAUGUGGAUUUUAAUGUUUGCAAGAUUUUUAAUUCGUUCCCUUUCUUUAAAAUUUAUAAUGUUUUAUAUUACAGUUUCUUAGCCAUUUUUCAAUCGAUGGUGGUCAUAAUUGUUCUAAAUAAACCAUAGUAGUUCUUAGACCUGCUGGAGAUGAUACAAAGGAAAUUUGGCCCUCCCCUUUUAUGACAUGACAACUGUGAAUCAGUUUAAAACAACUAAGCUUUGUAAAGUGGAAAGCUGAAUCCAUGUGGAGCUUUGCAGUGUUCAGCCCUAGUUAGAUGCCCUCUCUUUAGUCCAGGACCUCGUUUUAUAACCUAAGUUUUUACAGCUGUAUAGAAGUAACUGAAUCCUAGUCCGGGAUCUGUAGUGCAUCGACAUGAGAGAACCCCUUAGAUGUGGCCUGUUGGGAGAUGACGGUGUGCUGUGUUGUGCUUCAGCCUGCUCGCUGCAGUUAGCGUUGACCAGUGACGGUCAUCUGGGCUCUGAUUUACUAGAUAUUAAUAGCCUGUGAAUAUUGCAGUCCUUUUUAGAUUGUAUUGGUCUAAAUAUGCAUUCUGCAGUGAACCUGUUACGCUGUUCACGUGUAUAGAUUAUCCGAAUACUGUACCUGUACACAUCUGACUGUUGACUUUUUGUACUUUUUUCUAAGUCCGCUAUUUCACAAUAAAAA
Nannospalax galili (Upper Galilee mountains blind mole rat) is the source of this 3799-nucleotide messenger RNA. It is a transcript of the gene Fam76b, whose product is annotated as family with sequence similarity 76 member B. NCBI's taxonomy places the organism in Eukaryota, Metazoa, Chordata, Mammalia, Rodentia, Spalacidae. The coding region runs from base 254 to 1357 and encodes 367 amino acids. The record is from RefSeq and is a predicted model, not a curated record. The transcript has 10 exons.